This is a messenger RNA of Eremothecium gossypii ATCC 10895, 2310 nucleotides long. It is a transcript of the gene KEX2, whose product is annotated as kexin KEX2. Gene Ontology annotation, molecular function: serine-type endopeptidase activity. Gene Ontology annotation, biological process: protein processing. The record is from RefSeq and is marked provisional. The coding region runs from base 1 to 2310 and encodes 769 amino acids. Gene Ontology annotation, cellular component: trans-Golgi network; Golgi membrane. The transcript has a single exon. Lineage: Eukaryota; Fungi; Ascomycota; Saccharomycetes; Saccharomycetales; Saccharomycetaceae.
AUGAGGUUUGCAACAGUUGCGGGCCUGUUGCCGCUACUGCAGUAUGUUACCGGGCAGGUUGUACCGGCCAAAGACCAUAUCAACAGGGAGUAUUUCGCGGUGGAAGCAGAUGGGAGCCUGGAGGAGCUAUUGGAGGCGCAUCCGGGGUGGCAGUUCGAACAUGCAGUGCGAGGGCUGGAGCGGCACUAUGUUCUUUCACGCGUGCGAAGCGAAUUGCAGCCGCGAGCCCAGGUGCAGCACAAGGCCGGCGGAGCACGUGCAUGGCAUGAGCUGGUGCCGCACCGCCUAGCGAAGCGGAUGCCGAUCCGCGACGCGGAGUUGGGGGACCAAUUGUCGCAGCGCGCGGUACUGAAGAAAGAACUGAACAUCAAGGAUCCGCUAUUUGAUGAGCAGUGGCAUCUUUUGAACACGCGAUAUCCCAAAAAUGACAUGAAUGUCACGGGAUUAUGGCAAAAGAACAUUACGGGCCAUGGGAUAGUUGUAGCAGUUGUCGACGAUGGGCUGGACUACGAGAGCGAGGACCUGAAGGAUAAUUUUUGUGCAGAGGGAUCCUGGGACUUCAAUUCAAACACAGCGCUGCCAAAACCGAUGUUAAGCGAUGACACUCAUGGUACGCGCUGCGCAGGAGAAAUUGCCGCGGCAAAAAAUCAGUUCUGUGGACUGGGAGUAGCUUUUAAUAGCAAAGUCUCGGGGAUUCGGAUUCUGUCGGAGGAUAUUACUCCUGAGGAUGAAGCAGCUUCGCUAGUUUACGGGUUGGAUAUCAAUGACAUCUACUCCUGUUCAUGGGGUCCGACUGACAAUGGGGAAGAGCUGCAGGCUCCGAGUGAUCUUGUAAAGAAGGCUAUCAUCAGGGGUGUGACAGAAGGCAGAGACCGGAAGGGUGCCCUAUAUGUGUUUGCCAGUGGAAAUGGCGGGGCGCUUGGCGACAAUUGCAACUAUGAUGGAUAUACCAAUUCCAUUUACUCAAUUACUGUUAGUGCGCUCGACCACAGAGGUCUCCAUCCUACAUACGCGGAGAGUUGCUCGGCAGUACUAGUCGUUGCGCACUCUUCGGGGUCAGGCAAUUUUAUUCGUACAACUGAUGUUAACGGCCAGUGCUUUGACCAUCAUGGGGGGACCUCAGCUGCCGCCCCACUAGCCGCCGGCGUCUACGCUUUACUCCUUCAGGUGAACCCAAAUUUGACUUGGAGAGAUGUACAAUACCUGACUAUCUUAACUUCAAUUGAGGUGAAUCCUGAUGACAGCGACUGGCAAGAGGGCUCACUCGGCAGGCGCUACUCGCAUAAAUAUGGCUACGGAAAACUGGAUGCUUAUAAUAUCGUGGAACUCGCCAAAAGCUGGAAAAAUGUCAAUCCCCAGGCAUGGUAUUACCACCCAACUAUUAUAGCCAACCAGACCAUUGCGACACCAGACGUAUACAUUGAUUCUACUACUUCUGUAUCACGUGAUGCACUUGAUAAGGCUAACCUCAAGCGUGUAGAACACGUCACUGUCACGGUUGACAUCGAGGCUAGUAUCCGCGGGUUUACGACCGUGGACCUGAUUGCUCCUAAUAACCAUAUCUCUCAUUUAGGGGUGGUGCGGAAAAAGGACAAGUCUCACGCUGGUUUUAGAAAUUGGACAUUUAUGUCAGUUGCGCAUUGGGGCUACGCCGGAGAAGGCGACUGGAAAUUACAAGUGCGGACAACGUCAAAAAAGAAUACUGUUCAUCUUAAAGGAUGGCGCUUGAAGCUAUUUGGUGAGUCAAUUGAUGCUUCAAAGGCCGUCGCAGCCGAAUUUGGGAAUGACCAGGAGGACUUGCAGGAUACGCCUACUGGAACUUCAGAUGAGCCUGUCUCUUCCACCUCCACACCAAAUAGCACGAGCACAUCGCAGGACGAACUCAACACCGGGGCGAGCAAAAUAGUGCCCACUCAUCAUGCAAAAAAUUAUUACCUCAUGAUAUUCGUCGUAGGUGCCGUCAUCCUCGUCCUCUAUCUGUUUUUCUUCUCCAAGACACGGCGCAUACGGCGCUCCCGCGCUGAGGCAUUUGAGUUUGAUAUAAUAGAUACCGAUUCUGAAUACGACUCAACUGUUGAUAACCAUGAUCCUACUGCGCGGAUGCUGAGCGAUAAUGAUCUCAAUGAUUUUGACUUUGAUCUCUCCGAUCUAGAGGCCCCGGAAAGCCCCAGCGAUACUGGUUCAGCAACCGCGGCCCCACACUCAAAAAAUGAUCGCAGCCUCAGUACCAUAGCCGAAAAUCCGUUUGAAGCUGGUGAUGAGGGGAUUCCACAGUCUGAGCAAGGUGCAAAUCACAAGUACACGAAGUAA